AUGUGUUGUACAUGGCUAGAUAAGAUAAGAUACGGCUAGGGCGCUGCAUGGAAUUUGUCUGUACACUGAUCUUUGGCCUUAGUCACAUGGACAAGUGCAACUGAUACUUGAACCAUGAACCAUGAACACUUGAACCAUGGAAGUGCAACAGAAGUACGUAUGUGCCUUAGUUUUGGAAUAAGGCUUCUGGAAUAAAGAAUAGUAUGUGCUCAUGCUCGGGAUCAAGCGCGCACUCCUCUUAUUCAGUGAGGUCCUUGCAAAAGCUAUGUGCUUAACUGCUCCUUACCAUGAACUCGCCCAGAUCACCGAUGCAGACUCGGGAGAAGAAAACUCCCAAAUCCCGGGAAGGUGGCUGGGGUAUCGUGGUGGUCAUUGCUAGCUGCUCCAUCAACGUGCUCGUGCUCAGUCUGUUGCGAUGUGGAGGAGUCUUGUAUCAGAGCUGGAUGGAUGAAUUCGAGACCGGUGCCAAGGAAAUUGCGGCAAUUCAGAGUAUUCUUUCCGCAACGUCGUGCUUUUCUGGCCUUGCAGGUGCUGUUCUGUGUAAACGCUUCGGCUGCAGGUUUUCAGGAAUUAUUGGAGGAGUUCUGUGGUUUCUUGGUCUCUUCUGCAGCUACUGGGUGCAGAACAUAUUUCAGUUGUACGUCACAAUUGCAAUAGCAGGUACUGGUGUCGGAAUUUCAGUAAACUUUGCGCUAGUUGCAGUGGCAAUGCACUUCAAAAAGAGGUACAAAACUGCCAACGCAGUGGCCUUCUCUGGGGCAGGGAUAGGAAUCAUGGCCGCUCCUCCGAUAGUCCAACUUCUGCUGGACAACUAUGGAUGGAGGGGAACUCUCUUCAUCAUCUCGGCAAUCAUGGCCAAUAGCAUUGCAUGUGGCGCUCUCUACAGGCCUCGGCGCAAUGUUCAGCGCUCCCCAAAAGAAUUACAACUAAAUAGUGAAGAUCACGAACAAGAAUCAAGGAUUGAUGAAGUCAGACCAGAAAGUCCAACAAACGCGACAGAUGCCAGUGGUAACGAACCCGUGAUCUUCCAGACAUCUACCGUUGCCAUGAGGUCCUGCAAUGACGAUCCAGAUGAGAUAUGCUUCAUAUCUGUUGACCAAUCUGGUAAACGUGAAUAUGCGUCGUUUAAGGACGCACGGAAGCAGAACCAAGCUGGUAGUCUGUUACGCAGAUUUUGUUCCGAGCUUAGCAUCAGAGUAUUGAUGAAAAACUAUCCCUUCCUUCUGUUGUGUUUAGCGUCAGUUGAGUUCGCCAUUUCGUACCUUUCAUUCGCUUUAUUCGUCAUCCCCCGCGCACAGAGCAUUGACGUGUCGUCCUCCAAUGCUGCGUUCCUCCUCAGUAUUCUAGGCAUUGGGACUCUACUCGGACAGCUUGGUAACGGAUUGAUGCUGAGCUGCAGGACCUCACCAGAACACGUACUGGCAAUCUGCGUGGCUUUGUCGGGUGUUUCGUUGCUUGUACUGAACGUGGAUGGCUACGUGUACCUGGCCAUUGCUUCAUUCCUACAGGGCUUUGCCAGCGGGGCCUUCUUCGCCAUAGCUUCCGUCUUGAUACUGCGUUAUGUGGGUUUGGAGGGGUUUGCGGUUGGUACCGGGUGGCACCGAAUAUCUGCUGGCGUUGGUCAACUACUUGGACCCAUCGUAGCAGGUUGGCUGUUCGACGUGACAGGAAGCUACAAGACAGUGUUCUUCGUAUUAGCGGGGAUAAACUUCGCCUGCUCUCUGCAAAUGUUUCUUUUCCCUGUGCUUAAGCGACUGAAAACAAGGAAAGAGGGUAAAUCAUCAGAAACACACGAGGAAGGAUGAACUUUAUCUAAAAUGUUAUUCAUAUCACUUUUGUGGAUAUAUGAAUGAUUACAAUAUCGACGAAAGCAAACUGCUAAGAAUGCAUUGCAUCGAACAUAGGUAACCAGUAUACAUUGUUUAUAAGGGCAGUUAAAUAAUAUCAUAAGGGACAUACUUUUCGCCGUCUUUUUUAGUGGAAGAUAUCUUUCAGCAGUUUCUCCUGGUAGUUUAUAACGAUGAGUUGAUUGGAAUUGCUAUUGCUUUGAGACAUAAAAGAAAUCAUCACCAUUGAGUCAAAAAGAUCUUGCGUAUACACCAAAAUAGUUUCAAGCCUCCGUUUGCUUUGACCUAAAAGGUCAUGACAAAUAUAGGAAGUCUGUAUCAAGAACAAAUUACCUAUAAUGAUUUUUAAUAUAUACAUUUGAUAUUACUUUUGGAAUGUGUAUAAUGACCUCCUUGCCUAAAGGCGAUACUGACAUAGUUUGCGUUGGCAUUGAAACAGUGGAACAAUCAUGAGCUCAGACCAUUGGGUUUUUGACGUUAUGGUUAAGCAACACAUGCAGGUGAGUCUUUACUUCAUCAUUGUAGUCCCGAUUUUGUUCCAAUGUAGUGAUGUUGUGCAAAGAGCGAAAAGUCAGAAAUAUGAGGAUCUAUUUCAAGUAAAGGCAAAGGUAGGGGUAAAGGGGACGAACCUGUGUUUACAGGAACGGAGUGCUCAUCUCUCUUUCAUUAGCGAUUGGGCCAGACUGA
Patiria miniata (bat star) is the source of this 2534-nucleotide messenger RNA. RefSeq names its product monocarboxylate transporter 12-like. The record is from RefSeq and is a predicted model, not a curated record. Lineage: Eukaryota; Metazoa; Echinodermata; Asteroidea; Valvatida; Asterinidae. Gene Ontology annotation, molecular function: monocarboxylic acid transmembrane transporter activity. Bases 288 to 1805 code for a protein of 505 amino acids. The transcript has 5 exons. Gene Ontology annotation, biological process: transmembrane transport; monocarboxylic acid transport.